Messenger RNA from Papaver somniferum (opium poppy), 1427 nucleotides. RefSeq names its product methionine aminopeptidase 1D, chloroplastic/mitochondrial-like. Gene Ontology annotation, biological process: proteolysis. Lineage: Eukaryota; Viridiplantae; Streptophyta; Magnoliopsida; Ranunculales; Papaveraceae. Gene Ontology annotation, molecular function: metalloaminopeptidase activity. Bases 66 to 1124 code for a protein of 352 amino acids. The record is from RefSeq and is a predicted model, not a curated record. The transcript has 10 exons.
AAAAAUUGGACUUCCUUUGGAUAAAACAAAGAGAAAGGUUUCCCUCUCUUCAACAGAAGAAAAAAAUGGUCUGCACUUCUUCACUUCAACCUCGUCUUUUCUCUACCUUUGUCGGAGAUCGCCUCACUCAUUCUAAACUCCCACUACAUCAACUCUUCCACGACAAUAGCAGAGCAGGAACAGAUUAUGUGCCGCUGCAGUUAUCAAAAACAUAUUGUAGCUUAACUGAUCUCUUUUUCAAUAAAAGCAGGAAUAGAAAUAACUUGCAAAAUAAUAAACGCAAACGUCUAGAGCCUGGAGAAGUGUCACCUCGUCGACCUGUUCCAGAACAUAUACUUAGGCCACCAUAUGUGAAAUCAAAGCAGUCACCAGGGAUUGCAAGUGGACUUGAAAUACACGAUGAGUACGGGAAAGAGUGUAUGAGAGCUUCUGGAAGGCUUGCUGCGCAGGUUUUGGAGUAUGCCGGAACGUUAGUCAAGCCAGGACUAAAGACUGAUGAAAUUGAUGAAGCUGUUCACCAAAUGAUUAUAGAUAAUGGGGCAUAUCCUUCGCCUCUGGGCUACGGUGGGUUCCCAAAGAGUGUUUGCACAUCAGUGAAUGAAUGUAUUUGCCAUGGGAUUCCGGAUUCGCGUGCACUUGAGGAUGGCGACAUAAUCAACAUUGAUGUGACUGUCUAUUUGAAUGGCUAUCAUGGAGAUACAUCUGCUACUUUCUUUUGUGGCGAUGUUGAUGACAAUGCACGGAAUCUCGUUAAGGUAACUAAGGAAUGUCUAGACAGAGCUAUCUCAAAAUGCGCACCAGGAGUCGAAUACAAGAAAAUUGGCAAAGCGAUACAUGAUCAUGCAGAUAAACAUAAAUACGGUGUUGUUCGACAGUUUGUUGGCCAUGGGGUUGGAAAGGUUUUUCACGCUGAUCCAGUAGUUCUACAUUACAGAAACAACGAUGCUGGGCGAAUGGUAUUAGGUCAAACCUUUACUAUUGAGCCAAUGCUGGCAAUGGGUAGUUAUAAUCCUGUUAUGUGGGAUGAUAAUUGGACGGUUGUUACAGCUGAUGGAAGUCUUUCUGCUCAGUUUGAACACACAUUACUAAUAACGGAAGAUGGUGCUGAGAUAAUGACCAAGUGACGAGAGGCGAUAUACCUCUAAAUGCUUUGAGAUUCUAUAUAACGAUUCUUCUCAACAAGCAUUUACAUUGUACUGAAAAAGAAAAUGGAUGUAAUUUUCAUUUUACGCAUAGUGGUGUACCAUUGUUUACAGUUGAAUCCUUGUAUGUAACCCUGAUACAUGUUGCUCAUUGCUUCAAUAACUCAAUGUUCAGUAUAUCGACAGAAUUGUUUUUCUUUCAUUUAUUGUAUUUGAUUUAGAUGCUGUAAUAAAAUUGAAAGUGGUUUCACUUGUUCAGUAUAUUGUGGUUUCACUUGUUCAGUA